Molecule: messenger RNA, 2224 nt
Organism: Andrographis paniculata
Lineage: Eukaryota; Viridiplantae; Streptophyta; Magnoliopsida; Lamiales; Acanthaceae
Product: probable protein S-acyltransferase 7
Exons: 5
Coding region: 556-1878 (440 amino acids)
Biological process (GO): peptidyl-L-cysteine S-palmitoylation; protein targeting to membrane
Cellular component (GO): Golgi apparatus; endoplasmic reticulum
Molecular function (GO): protein-cysteine S-palmitoyltransferase activity
Source: RefSeq, a predicted model, not a curated record
UUUUGCUUGGCAGAUCAGUGCCGUGGCCGGGAAGUGGUAACACACACAUACAUACACACGAUUCCGGAUCCGAUUCGGAUUCGGAUUCGGGUUCGGAUUCGGAGUCCGGCGAAUCGUUCCGGGAGGUUGGUUUGAUAUAAUGAUUCACGGCCCCGAACCCGAUGGUGUGGAGUGUAGCGCAGUCCCCCACCCUAGCUUGCUAAGUUAACCCAAUUGCUGCAGACCAGACCAGACCCAACCCGUUAGUUAGUUUGACUCCCUCUCUCCCAGUAAAACGAAUCUCACUCGCUCACUUCCCUUUCCCUCUUAAUUCGCACACUGAAACAUCGCCUUCUUCCCCUUACCCCGCCGGAAUAUUCUUUCACUUGCCCGGGUUAUUAUUUGUCUCUCCACACUUCGGAAGUUCUAAACUUUGAUGAAAGCUCGCGUCUUUCACUGCAGCUGCCCCAUUUUAGUGUGAUUAUUCUGUCUAUGAUUAUUAUCAUGCAGUAGUAGGGUUUGCAACUUUGUGUUAUCCAUUUGGGCUUUUAGUUGGGAAACUCUACCUUUCAUAAAAUGUAUGUUGUUCCUCCUCCUAAUCGUUCAGAUCCGUUAUCUGGAUCCACCAACGGGGCGGAUGAGCUCCGGAUUUACCAGACCUGGAAAGGCAGCAAUAAGUUUUUCCUAGAAGGAAGAUUUAUUUUUGGACCAGAUGUAAGGUCACUGUUUCUCACGAUAUUACUGAUCGUGGCACCUGUUGCAGUGUUUUGUGUCUUUGUUGCUAGAAAGCUAAUGGAUGACUUUACUGAUCACUGGGGAAUUUCAGUCAUUGUGGUUGCUGUUGUUUUCACAUGUUAUGAUUUAGUUCUUCUCUUAUUAACAUCUGGUAGAGACCCAGGUAUAAUUCCUCGAAAUGCCCAUCCACCAGAACCUGAAGGCUAUGAUGGUAGCAUGGAAGGAGCUCAAACACCACAGUUGCGGUUGCCUCGCGUUAAGGAAGUUGAUGUCAAUGGUAUUACAGUGAAGAUUAAGUACUGUGACACCUGCAUGCUUUAUCGGCCUCCCCGUUGCUCUCACUGUUCGAUAUGCAAUAACUGUGUUGAACGAUUUGACCAUCAUUGCCCAUGGGUCGGGCAGUGCAUAGGACUGAGAAAUUACCGGUUCUUCUUCAUGUUUGUCUUCUCCACAACUCUACUUUGCCUGUAUGUUUUUGGUUUCUGCUGGGUAUACAUUAGAAGAAUCAUGGAUGCUGAGGGGAUAUCAAUAUGGAGAGCAAUGAUCAAGACCCCUGCUUCCAUUGUUUUAAUUGUCUAUACCUUUAUAGCUGUUUGGUUUGUGGGUGGUCUUACAGCAUUCCAUCUAUACCUAAUCAGUACAAAUCAGACCACUUACGAGAAUUUCAGAUACAGAUAUGAUCGCCGUGCCAAUCCCUACAACAAAGGGGUAUUGGAGAACUGCAAAGAGAUAUUCUGUGGUCCUAUACCUCCAUCAAAGAACAAUUUUAGGGCUAAAGUGCCCCGGGAACCUGCUCUGCCUGCUCGGUCUACGGCAGGAGGCUUUGUAAGUCCAAACAUGGGUAAGGCAGUGGAUGACAUAGAGAUGGGAAGGAAGGCGGUGUGGGGCGAUGUUGGUUCGGUGCUAGAUCAUCCUGAAAGCCAAAUGAGCGACAAUGAUGGGUUAAACAGCAAGGAUGCCGGAUUGGGGGAAAUGUCUCCAGAGAUAAGGGUCACUGUAGACGAGGGAGAUCGUGCAGGAAUACAUCCAAGGCGUUCAAGUUGGGGCAAGAAAAGCGGGAACUGGGAAAUGUCGCCUGAAAUCCUUGCAUUGGCAUCCAGGAUGGGGGAAGCAGAUCGAACUGGUGGGAGUAGCAGCACCAUGAGAACAGCAGAAAGCAAGUAGUUCCUCGGCAUACGAGUUUGUUCGUUGAAAGGUGUGGGUUGUGGUGAUUAGGCGUCGCAUGGGGGAGGGGGCAGGUCCAGAUUAGCAUUGGACUCCAACUACUUAAUUAUAUAUGCCCUUUGAUUUCAGUAUGUUGUUGUGUGAUUGUGGUUUUGUCUGUUUGUUGUUUGUUUGUUUGCGGUUUGAAUGAAAGAAUGAAUUAAUGCAUGUGGUGUGGUGUGGUGUGGUGUGGUGUGGUGUGGUUGUUGCUUCCUCGUCCCUUAUUCCUCAUAGCAACGAACAUUCUGAGUAUUGUAUUUUGGUGGAUCAGAUGUAAUAGUAGUUGUUGUUGUUGUUGUUCUGAGUA